Rana temporaria (common frog) is the source of this 2895-nucleotide messenger RNA. It is a transcript of the gene ARFGAP3, whose product is annotated as ADP ribosylation factor GTPase activating protein 3. NCBI's taxonomy places the organism in Eukaryota, Metazoa, Chordata, Amphibia, Anura, Ranidae. Gene Ontology annotation, molecular function: GTPase activator activity. The transcript is spliced from 17 exons. Gene Ontology annotation, biological process: COPI coating of Golgi vesicle. The record is from RefSeq and is a predicted model, not a curated record. Bases 113 to 1744 code for a protein of 543 amino acids.
UAGAGGGCGGAGCUCGGUGCGGUGAGGUAGUGGGCGGUUCUCGGAGCAGUGACGCAGCCGGUGGUUGUUGACGUGGCCGUAGCAGUUGUCGGUGUGUCGGUGAGGCGGAAGGAUGAGUGAGCCCCAUAAGCAGGAUAUUGUCGCCAUCUUCAAGCGGCUCCGGUCAGUCCCCACUAAUAAGUCAUGCUUCGACUGUCGAGCCAAGAACCCCAGCUGGGCCAGCAUCACAUACGGUGUUUUUUUAUGCAUAGACUGCUCAGGAACACACAGAUCUUUGGGAGUGCACCUAAGUUUUAUUAGAUCAACCGAAUUGGACUCAAAUUGGUCAUGGUUUCAGCUUCGAUGUAUGCAAGUUGGUGGAAACACCAAUGCGACUACCUUCUUUCGACAACAUGGCUGUACCACAAAUGACUCAAACGCGAAAUACAACAGUCGAGCAGCAAACCUGUACAGGGAGAAAAUUAAAGCGCUUGCGUCACAAGCAACAAGGAAACAUGGCACUGAUCUGUGGAUAGAUGGCUGCGGGGUCCCACCACUCCCACCCUCACCGCAACAAAAGGAGGAAGAUUUCUUUGCUGCACACGUUGAGCAGGUCAUUGACACAAGUAGUACAGACUGGACACAGACACUGAUGACAUCAGAACCUGCUUUACAGAGUCCUCCACAAACCAUCGCUGAUGGCAAAGAAGGUGAUCCAGAGAUUGGGCCAAGUGUGGAUUGUCUAAGUAUGUCCCCAAAAGCUGCUUUAGACGAUUCUAUGAAUUUAGUAUCUGCAGGAAGCACAUCUCUGACAGAAAUCAGUUCCUCGCUGAUUAAGAAGAAGCCUGGCACAGCCAAGAAAGGGCUUGGUGCCAAGAAAGUAGGCAUGGGGGCUCAGAAAGUGAGUGGAAAAAGCUUCAAUGAGAUUGAAAAACAAGCUCAGGCCGUAGAUAAGCUGAAGGAGCAGGAACUGGUCAAUGCCCCCAAGAAAACCGAGGAGCCAGUGGUUGCGUCUCUACGUCUAGCAUACAAAGAGAUGGAAAUUCAGAAGCAGAAAGAUGAGGAAAGGAUGAAAAAUAUGCCUGCUAGCAAGAAGGCAGAAGCAGACCGUCUUGGGAUGGGAUUCGGCAACCGCAGCGGAAUCUCUCAUUCGGUCCUUUCUGAGAUGCAAACUAUCGAGCAGGUAGCCCCAAGGAAAACCAAACCCAAAAAGAUUUACCAGGAGGAAGAGCCAGAGGAUUUCUUCUCAAGUUCCUCGCGGUCCCGAUACCGGGAGGAUCCGCUGGACCCCGUCAGCUCUUCUUUUCUGAGAUGGGAUGAGAGUUCUGAUAAUUUUUGGAAGAAGGACACUUCAAGCAAUGACUUCGAUAUGACUUUGAGUUCCAAAUCCACAACCAGCUAUGACGACAGACCAGCCACUCGCCGUAAGCAUGACAUAGAGCCAGGCCCCAUUGUAGAAGAUGCUCAGAAGAAGUUUGGAAACGCCAAAUCAAUAUCCUCUGACAUGUACUUUGGGAAGCAAGACAAUGCCGAUUAUGAGACCAGAGCACGGCUGGAGAGACUCUCUGGAAACGCCUCCAUCAGCUCUGCUGACUUGUUUGAUGAGCAGAAAAAACAGCCUGGUGCGAAUUACAGCCUGUCCAAUGUUCUACCAACUGGCCCGGAUAUGGCGAAUUUCAAACAAGGUGUAAAAUCGGUAGCAGGAAGGCUUUCCGUACUGGCCAACGGGGUUAUGACCACCAUUCAGGACCGAUAUGGAUCUUAACGGCUUAAAUGAUUAUGUUGGGCACGAAGACCGGACAUCCACAUCAUGUGCCAGGAAACUGUGGCUUUUCAAUUCCCGCCAGGUUAAAGAGAAACGUACACUGUUUUACUGUGCCUUUAUCUCACAUGUGCGCAACGUGGAGAUCCUGAAGUUUGUUCCCUUCGUCUUAUGGAUUUUUGGGUUUAUUUUCACCAGCAUCAAGCAAAAAAUGCAUCCUCUUUUACGGUCUCUACUUUAAGCUUGGUGUACAGAGGACCACGAAGUGAAGGCAAAUUAUAGUCUGGACUGCUAAAGCUUAAUCUUUUUUUUUAUUGUAUAUUAUAGGCCACUAAGGAUAUCCAUGCUAUAAAAAUCUACACCAAACAAUAGAACACUUUCCUCUUUUAAUGCCUGCAUUGCAGAAUAUCCUUUUUGAGCUAAUAAUUUAAUGUUGCUAUUUAUCUUGUAAUUGUAAUCAAUAGUUUAUUAUCUGUGUGCAGCCUUUGAUUUCAGAGGAACUACAAGUCCAAGCAUUCUGGGUCCUAUAGUUCCAAGACAACUCGAGGAGCCUACAGUAAAUAAUAGACACUAGUGGGCGAUUUAUUUCGACCAAAGUCACAAGGAAUACUCAGGUAUUAGUGCUUAUAGGUAGAACGGCAUUGUCGUUUUUUCUGAUUAAAAAUGGACCAGUUACAAACCUCUGGCUGCAUGACAAUCAUUUUCCUCAAUGUAAUAAUCAGUCAGUCUGUUCAGAGAGAUAACAACUGUAUAACAGUCUGUCUUUAACAAAUUUAUUAAAAUGGACAUUCCAUGGCAAAUGGCAGCUUUUUUCCCGGUAUUCGUAAGCAUUUGUGAGGAGAAAAAUACAUUUUUCUAAAAUAUAUAUAUAUUUGCUCGCCCAUACUGAUGUCAUGCCCUAGCAGAUAUUCUGCGUAUCAGUGGGCUAAUUCCUCUGCUCAUAGACUUAUCCACCAUUUAACCCUUGCAUUCGGUUGAGGUUCCACUGCGAGGGUAAUUCUUCUUAAUUUUUUUUUUUUUUUUUUUUUAAUGUGGCCUGGAUUGGGGCUUUUAAGGUGGAACUAAACCCUCCCUCCUGUCCCCAUGGACAGUGCCAUUUGUGUUGCAUUGGUGGCAAGAUGUUAAAAAUAAAUGCAUUCAUAGAACAUUUCUAA